Messenger RNA from Drosophila hydei, 1710 nucleotides. RefSeq names its product bromodomain-containing protein 4. The transcript has a single exon. Gene Ontology annotation, biological process: positive regulation of transcription elongation by RNA polymerase II; transcription elongation by RNA polymerase II. Gene Ontology annotation, cellular component: Cdc73/Paf1 complex. The coding region runs from base 129 to 1628 and encodes 499 amino acids. Gene Ontology annotation, molecular function: RNA polymerase II complex binding. The record is from RefSeq and is a predicted model, not a curated record. Lineage: Eukaryota; Metazoa; Arthropoda; Insecta; Diptera; Drosophilidae.
UGGCAUCACCAAUUGCUGUUGCUUGUAUACAGAAAUCGACUUUUGCGUUGAUUUGGCAGCUCCAAUGUUGAGCUGACGUCUUAUAAAAUUAGAAGGGAUCACUUGAGUUUAAUUUCAAAAGUACAAACAUGAAAAUUAAAAAGGAAAUCGACUCAGAAGAUGCAAAUGGCGAAGCCGCCCGUCCUGCCCAGCUGCGUGGUAAGCCCGAAAACUAUUGGGAACUCUGCCAAGCGCUCGAGUCACACGAUGAUACUGAUUUCGAUGAUUUUGAAAGUGAGAUGCAGUCCAUAGCGCUAGCGCCCAGUAGUCUGGGUCCGGAAAAUGGAGUGGAGCAUAAAGUAAUGGUGGCCACCAAGGCAAUUGACCGCGAGCGCCAGAAUCGAACGCAUGCGGAGUUGCUGAUGGGGGAGAAGGAGUUGCCGGGUGCUCUGCGCACGCUGGCACGAGUCUACGACUUCCAGAACUGCCGGUUACUAGACAAGCCUCGGGAGGCGGCUGUGAAGCCGUUGUGCGUCAUGAGCAAGAUGCAGCCACCAAGACUGCGUGAGGUGCCUGUUGUACCGCCGGAGCUCGAAACGAUUGUCGUGGACCAGUCACAGCCGCAACAGCAACCACCGGUACAGAAGCAAUAUCAGCAGCAGCCACAGCAGCAUCAGCCGCAACAAGCACUGCGACCUACAGCUCCUCAGCUAACGCAUCCUUUCCAGCCUUCACCUCAUUUACAUGCUCAUCCACAUCCUCAACUUCUUCCGCAAUCUUUCCCACAAUAUCCUCCUCCUCAACUACUUUCCUUCAAUCCUCCCCAUUAUCCUCCCCCUCAUUUUAAUCAUCCACUUCAUCAUAAUCAUCCUCCUCAACCGUUCGUCCCUCCUCCACUCCCUUGUCAUCCAUCGAGAUUGCUGGAACCUCACCGCUUUGGCCAGGAGCUGCAUUCCAGAUUCAUUCCAGCCCAUAACAACGAACAUGUCUUUCAGAACCCAAUCCGAUUUCAUAGCAGACCUCCGUCAAGACAUCGACAGCCUCAGUACGUUCCACCUCCUCGCCAGCCACCGCACCGUCAACCGCUAUAUGCGCCGCCUCAACGCCAGACGACGCACACGCCAAUUCCGAGCGGUUCACGUCCGACGCGCAAGCCUAUUAUUGUGGUUCCUGAUGAAUUCACAAGUUUGGUUACUCUGCACAAUGUGCAGCCGCUGCUGCAGGAGCAACGCUUCGUGCCGCCGGCUAUAAUGAGGCGCUCGGAUCUACGGCUGCUGGAGGAGGUCAGCAUAGUGCGCAACUUCCGAGGCGAACAGCAGCACUAUCGAGUUAUCGACAAUGUCGCGAGAUUAACAACGGAAGAUUGGGAUCAGGUUGUGGCCGUAUUCGUCUUUAAUCCCCAUCAACAGUUCAUUGGCUGGCCCAAUCACGGCGACCCCGCUGUCAUCUGUCGUCAGCUGUGUGCUUUUCACUUGCACUACAAGGGAAAAGCCAUUUAUCGGGAACUGGAAUCCCUGUGGCUCAAUAUACUUAGUAUACCAGAGGAUGACCGCAGUCUGGACGGCGAUAUUCUGAUAGAAUUUUGGCGCAAGCUGGAUCAGCACAUGGCCAACAAAGAUCGACCCAUAGGCUUUGCCCGUCAAAGCUAGUCGAACUGAAAAUGAAGCACACUUAACACACUUCGUCCUAUAAUACAUAAAGAUAUAAAAUCAAUAAAUGAAAUUGAAUAAA